AUGUACAAUCAUUUUUAUCAAGAAAUAGCACUAUGGGGGGCGUGGCGAACCGCCGAGCAAGAUGGCCGCGUGAAUCUUUGCUCCGGCACAUGGGCUCCACAACAUCACCACAUUACAGGAACAGCACAAAUAGACCAGCGAAUUUCACCAGCGGACACGAGAUGUCACAAGCCAAGCCCAAGAAAUCUGCCAUUAAAGCGGACAAAAACAACUUUCGGCCAGAAAGGGCCGACGGCACCUGAUACACUGCGGCCGCCUAUGCAAGAUGGCGACGAAAAUUACAGCAUGGAGUACACUCCACAAACGGCAGAAACACCCUCCCCACAAGAUGGCCUCACAAGAGACUACUUUGAAAAAGCCAUGGAAGCCAUGGCAAAUAAGCUAAUACAUACCUGGCAAUCAACAGCGGACCAAAUUAAACAAGAGGUAAGGGAUCUCUCCUCCAGAACCUCACGGGUGGAACAACAGUGCCAAAACAUCACCUCACAGCAAUCUACAACAAAAGGCGUCCUAAACAACCUACAGAAGCAAAUGGAGGCGAUGGAAGCACGUAUGGCAGAUUAUGAGGACAGGGCAAGACGAAACAACCUGCGGCUACGAGGAGUUCCAGAGUCCGUCCUCCCAGAAGACCUACAGGUCUAUGUAAGAGGCCUCCUCAACACCUAUGCCCCGGGCAUACCGGCUGAUAUGCUCCUAGUGGAUAGGGUACACAGGGUGCCAAAGCCCAAGUACCUACCUGACGCCACCCCUAGAGACGUCCUCCUGCGGGCACACUAUUUCCACAUUAAAGAAGUAGUCCUAAAAACACACCGCAGCAAACCAACCCCGCACGAAAACUACCCCACGGUGCGCAUAAUGGCGGACCUCUCUGCAGCAACACUCAGACGACGACGGGAGUUCCAGCAAGUCACGGCUGCCCUUCAAAGGCAGGGGAUCCGCUUUAGAUGGGGCUACCCGACGAAAAUCAUUCUCACGCACCAAGGAGAAACGAAAUUCCUCUCCACCCCAGAAGAGGGCCUGCAAGCACUAACAGCCUGGGGAAUACCUACCUCAACAGAGAAAGGGACGCAACCCACCACGAGGCAAUCCCGCAGGACCCAGGAAGCCUAG
Molecule: messenger RNA, 1110 nt
Organism: Pelobates cultripes (western spadefoot toad)
Lineage: Eukaryota; Metazoa; Chordata; Amphibia; Anura; Pelobatidae
Source: the annotation of a GenBank genome assembly